Molecule: messenger RNA, 4617 nt
Organism: Pantherophis guttatus
Lineage: Eukaryota; Metazoa; Chordata; Lepidosauria; Squamata; Colubridae
Gene: DCLRE1C
Product: DNA cross-link repair 1C
Biological process (GO): interstrand cross-link repair; double-strand break repair via nonhomologous end joining; telomere maintenance
Molecular function (GO): 5'-3' DNA exonuclease activity; damaged DNA binding
Source: RefSeq, a predicted model, not a curated record
AGGAGACCACCAGGAGAUCCCAGCGCUGCCUCUUUUGCUCUGGUUCAGUCGCUAACUCGCAUCUGACCCUUGCAGGGUCACAACAUGAGCCCAUGCAGGUGGUCCUCCACUUAUGGCCACAAUGGACCUCAAAAUUUUAUGUUGCUAAGCGAGACACGAGUUUUUUUCCCCGUUUUACAGCCUUCCCUGCCCCGGUUGUUAAGUGAAUCACUGCAAAUCAUUAAGUUAGUAACACGGUCGCUAAGUGAACCGGGUUCCCCUCUUGGUUUUGUAUGUCGGAAGGUCGCAAAAGAGGAUCAGAUCACAUGAAAGGCCUGAAAGCCCCUUCUAUGAAAAGACGGCUGGCAUGCAGCUUGAAACUCCGCCUGUAUUGCUCCCCUGUGACAAAAGAAUUGCUACUGUCCAGCCCGCGAUACACAUUCUGGGAAAAUUACAUUGUCACCCUGGAAGUUGAAACACCGACUCAAAUUUCUCUCAUUGAGGAAACAUCAGGAGAGAAAGAAGAUCUAGAGGUCACACUUCUGCCAGCCGGCCAUUGCCCAGGAUCAGUUAUGUUUCUCUUCCAAGGGGAAAAUGGGACUGUCUUGUACACGGGGGAUUUCCGACUCGCCAGAGGAGAAGUGGCCCGAAUGGAACUUCUGCAUUCAGGAAGCAGAGUGAAGGACAUCCAGAGUGUCUAUUUAGACACCACGUUCUUUGAUCGCAAAUAUUAUCAAAUACCAAGCCGGGAAGACUGUAUGAAGGGGCUGAUGGAAUUAGUCCGAAGCUGGGUGGUCCAGAGUCCCUAUCACAUGGUCUGGUUGAAUUGCAAAGCGGCUUAUGGAUAUGAGUAUUUAUUCACAAAUCUCAGCGAAGAGCUUGGGAUCAAGGUGCAUGUGAACAAGUUGGACAUGUUUAAAAACAUGCCGGAAAUUCUCUACCAUGUUACCACCAAUCGGCGUACCCAGAUUCACGCAUGUCGCCAUCCGAGGGAUUACGAAAUGUACCGCGGGAACAGACUGCCGUGUGGAAUGACUUCCCAGAACGGACAUGAGUUGCGUGUUAUCAGUGUCAAGCCAUCCACCAUGUGGUUUGGAGAGAGGACACGGAAAAGCAACGUGAUCAUGAGGGCCGGAAUGAGUUCCUACAGAGCUUGCUUCUCGUUUCACUCUUCUUAUUGCGAGAUCCAAGAUUUCUUGAGCUACAUUUGCCCGGUGAAUGUCUACCCCAACGUGAUUCCAAUGGGGUCAACCAAGGACAAAGUGGAAGAAAACCUGAAGCCAUUCUGCAGGAAGUACAGGCCAAAUAACCGGCCAACUUAUAAACCUCUCGGCCUGCUGAAGAGACCGAGAGCCUUGGAGCUUCUGGACACCAAUGGUGGUAGUGAUGAUGACGACGAUCUCUUUGACUCUGGACUGAUUCCCACAAAUUGCAAGGUUCCAAAACAACUGCCAGAGAUCAGCCCCGGGGAGAGCAAGCCUCUUUCCCCAAAUCGCGAAGAAGACCCCGGUUGUAAGGCCUCUCCGGUGCCUACCUCUUUGCAGGUUAAUUUUGUGGAGUGCGAAGAAUCGAAUGGUGAGGAGGAGGAGGAAGAGGAGGAGGAGGAAGAACAAGCUGAGAAGGAGACGGCUCUUCCUGGAACUCCAUCACCGGGGACAGACUUGGUUGAAGAUUUGCAGCCCCACAACAAUCUUGUGGGUUCAACAAGUCUCGGGAAGCCCAAUGAAGACCAACCGCAAGCUAACUCGGAAGUGCCAAAGUGGGAAAGUUUCUUUAGACGUCCUUCAGAAGACCCCGAGACGUCUGACCACGAGGGCCACCUGCCUUGCACAGGCUCAACCGAGACGCCUUCUCCCGGUGGCCCCUUCAACGAUGAGGAUCUGAGCGACUCGACUCACAUCUCUUCUCAGGAUUCCUCUCAGUCCACCCACAUCUCUGAGCAGGGCAGCCAAGGGUGGGACAGCCAAGCCGACACCGUCCUCGUUUCCUCCCAGGAGCGAAGGAAUUUCAUGGAGUUCAGCCCUUCCAAGGGAAGGACUGAAAGGAUGGCCGCCUGCCUACCUCAUCUCCCUGCAGGAGAGAAAAAAACGGACUUGCCAAACAGCUGGCAAGCUUUAGAUCGGGGUGCCUCUUCCGCAGAGCACGUUCCCUUGGAAGGCAGAGGCAGAGGUUGGGGCGCAGGGGCAGCUCCCAAUCAAAGCGAACCAAUAGAGGAGAGGACCGAGCCAGAAGGGAGGCCAGAGGUCAGGCCACUCAGCCCAGAGGUCCAAACGGUUGACUCUCAGAGCUCUUCGGAUUUUGAAGUGCCGCCUACUCCCGGGGCCGAGAUUCCCAAACCUCAGCAACUCUGCAGUCUCUACCAAAAGCUGGCAGCUGGAGAAAAUCUCCACUGACCGGGAGGGAGCAGCCAGAUCCAGAAGCUUCUGCCUCCCUAAAUAGCUUUACAAUGAUGUUUUAAAUGUUUUAUAUAUAUAUAUAUAUAUGUUUUUGUAUUUUGUAAAAAAUGUAAUACAAAAUGUUUUUGUAUUUUGUACAUAUAAACUUUGUGUGUGUGUGUGUGUGUGUAGAUUCAUGUGUAUCCUUAUAUAUAUGUGUGUGUGUGUACGUGUGUGUGUGUACAUGUAUAUACAUACCGUAUUUUUCGGAGUAUGAUGCAUUUUUCCCCCUUAAGAGGGUGAAAAUUUGGGUGCGUUUUAUACACCGAAUGUCGCCCCCCCCCCGCUUUGCCCUUUGCUUCCUAGCAAUUUUACCUCCUAACAGCAAACAGCCCAUUUCAGCUUCAGCACAGCCUGAUUAGCACAAGCAGCUGAUUGUCGGUUGGAUUGGCAGACCAUCAGCUGUUUCAGGCUGCAGGGAUUGCUAUUGCCGCCUCCGUGGUCCCCAUUUUCAGCCUUGGCUGCUUGCUGCAAGGAGGCAAAUUGCUGGGAGGCAGCGGCAGAUUUUUUUCUUCUUGUUUUUCUCUCCAAAAAAGGUAGGUGCGUCUUAUACUCCAAAAAAUACGGUAUAUAGACAUAUAUACACACAUACACACGUUUAUAUGUACAAAAUACAAACAUUUAUGCUCUAACUGCAAACAGUAGGACUAGAGAGCAUCUGGGAGUGGGAAAAAUCCCUUUUUAAAUAAAUAACUGACAAUAAAUUAUUUAUUUAUUUAAAAAGGGAUUUCAAGCAUUUUUUCCCAUUUUUAAGCAGAUGAUGAUGAAUCUUCAGGUUGAUUCCAGGAGACAAGUUAUAGUUUCUAAUCACACAGUUUGCACAAGGACUCCGUUUUCAUGGAAGGUUUUUUUUCUCAGCCAACUGCCAUUUUUGAUGAACAAAUCAACAAAUUCUGGAAUGCAUGAACGAUGGUAGUCCCACCGGUGUUUUGCCAUAGUAAUGAAGCGUUGCCCGGCCAUAAAUACUGGAGCACACCUUCCUUUUCCAUUAAAAAAAAACCUGAUGUCCGUAUUCCCACACAGAAAUGUUGGCUUUUCACAUUAUUCAUGAUGAACUACCUCUAACGCUGUGUGAUUAAAACCUGCCUCCCUAAAUAUUGAUUUGUGCCCAAUAUUUAGGUCCUAGCUUUUGGAAAAACUGGCCGCAGGUGCAUAAAAUGUCACCUUUUUCAUAUUGUUUACAGUUAGCAUUGAAAAGGGGGGGAAAGUGCCUGGGCAAUCAUUCAGUUACAGGGUCUGCCCGCUUAGGGAUUCUGAAAGCCAAGUGUAUCCAUCCAACGAUGAAACGGGCAUCCUCUGGGGUUCCAAAUUAAGUUCUUAUGAUGGUCUCGUUCUUCAGACAGACCCACCGGGAGUUGAUGUGAAGCACUGGGGCAUUCGUUCCAAGUAAAGACAUGGAAGCCCAGGGGACAUUUAUGUCACUCCAUCCUUCCGUUGUGAUAGAAUAAGCAUCAUUUCAGAGGUUUUUCAUACCUUUCCUGCAGAGUUUGGAGCCCACCAGCCUGUGGCUCGAGACCAACCAAUGUUACUAGCCUCAAACUUAUUCUUUUAGCAGUGUGAAGUUGGCAAAAGUCAAUAUUUUAUCAAAGUUAUUAUUGUUAUUCAAUAGCCCACUAUGGAUCUGGAAGUUUAGUUCUACCGGGUCUUAUUAGAUUGGUUUUAACAUAUUUAAAUCAUCCACAGCUGUUGGCCUGUAGCUUUCGGAUCCUGACUUCAGGAUGAAUCAUGAAGGUUCCUCUUCAUAAGUAACCCCUGGCCUAUUGCCUUCACCCCAAAAUCGCCACGCUCAAGGCCUUUGACCGGAGUUCCUUGACCUGCAAGCAGCAGGUCAAGGAACUGCUCUUGGCACAUAAUGGGUGCCGUUUUCCAGUAUUCUUAGCUCAUAAGAACAGCUCUGGCUCCCUUCCCUGAGAAGAGGAAGUGCUUGAAGAAUGUCACUCUGGUUUUUCAAGUUUUCCCUCUGCUUUACUAACGGACCAGGUGAUCAUUCCACCUGCGAUAGGUGGAACCUCUUUUGUGUUUUUCUUCUGUGGCUUCUAGCACACGCUCCCAAGUUUUGUUUCUCCUGGCUUUAAAUCGCCACACUGGACUUGGCGUCGAACUUCUCUGUCAGCCAAUGUUAAUGGAGGCGUGACUGACGGCUGCCAAAUUCUUUUCUACAACAUUCUAAUAAUGUUCAUAAAAGAGGUCAUUUGUUAAUAUA